This is a messenger RNA of Musca vetustissima, 1197 nucleotides long. Its product is annotated as transcription factor grauzone-like. The annotation marks the transcript as partial. The record is from RefSeq and is a predicted model, not a curated record. Gene Ontology annotation, molecular function: zinc ion binding. Gene Ontology annotation, cellular component: nucleus. Lineage: Eukaryota; Metazoa; Arthropoda; Insecta; Diptera; Muscidae. The transcript has 3 exons.
AUGUCAGAUACACGAGGAACUCAAAAACGACGUAGACAAAUCCAAAUUAGUUUGAAUUUACACAUAAAAAGGAAAAUACAACUUAACAACAAACCGCUUAAAAAGUUGCAAACAGAGUUACAGGACAAGAAAAAGGUUGCAAAUAGCAACUUUAGUCGCACAACCGUAACUCUGCCCAUGACGAACAAAAGUUCGAUGGCGGGUUUUAAUGUUUGUCGUUUAUGUCGAAAAUCGUGUAACGACAGUUUACGCCUUUAUGAUGCCAACGGGGCAACAAAUGAAAUUUAUGCCAUUACCGUGAAAUUCUUUCAGCCCAUGUUUUUAGAACUGGAAAACAAUUCACAAAAUCAAAUUUCUGUAUUGUGUAUGGAAUGUUGGCAUCACAUAUCGAGUUUUAAUAAUUUUCAACAAACUAUAGUUCUAAUACAUUCAAAUCUUCAUUCAAUUGCGGAAUCUGUUGUAGCGCAAAAUCAGGGACUUGCAGAAGAAGUAUCUGCUGAAUUAAAUUUAAAAUCAGUGAAUGCUACGGAAACCAUUUCAAUAGCCCAUGAUGAUGAGUUUAUCGAAGGCAACGCUGGCGAGCGGAAAUUAAAUGUUACCGAUUGUGGGACAACAUUUGAAGCAGAUUUCGAGACAAAUGCUGCUGCAACAUAUUCCUCGAAUAUACCAAGUAACGAAUCAACCGAAAAUGUUACACUUGACACCAACGAAGAUGCAAUCGAUACUGAUGAAGAAGAAGACAUUGUAUAUGGUGAUUUGACAGGUGGUGAUAAUUGUGAUAUUCAAUCGAUUACCAGUUCUGAGGAAUCAAAUGGUCUCCUGCAGGAAUGCACAAAAUCACAAACAUCAAAUGACUCCGCAAGCGCAAAUAGUUCACAAAAUCACAAAUCAACGGAUGCCUCAUUCAAGUGCACCUCGAAAAAUGCUCGAUCCUCGAGAAGAGAUAAAGAUACCUCGAAACAGAUUAAUGAGAACAUAGCCAAAUGGAUACCACGCAUAAAAUGCCGAUUGUGCCCCAAGGUCUGUAAAAAGUUUGGUCGCAUCAAGCGGCAUUAUCAUACACAUCAUCCAGAAGAUGAGUUUUAUGUUACAUGCUGUGGACGAAAAUUUAAAUAUCGUUAUCGUAUGGAAGAUCAUGUCCUCUCAUCCCAUUUGAAUCCGUCUGCUUUCAAGUGUUCAAAUUGUGAUAAGAAAUGU